Molecule: messenger RNA, 682 nt
Organism: Effrenium voratum
Lineage: Eukaryota; Dinophyceae; Suessiales; Symbiodiniaceae
Source: the annotation of a GenBank genome assembly
UUUGAAGCAUUGGUGCCAUGCCGAUUGAAGAGGUCACUGGCGAUCUGUUAACCGCGCAGGAGCAAUAUAUCGUCCAGCAGUCCAACUGUGCCACCACCUACGCCGCCGGGCUUGCUGCCGCCAUCUCCUCGAGCUUCCCCCACGCCGACGUCUACGCCCCAGACCGAAGGCGUGAGCGAGGCAGCGAGAAGGGCGACGUGCCGGGUACCAUCGCAGUGUGUGGCGGCCCCUGCGCUUCGCAGGACCAGGAAAAGCGAGGCGUCAUCAGCGUCUUUGCGCAAUUCCGUCCUGGCAAGCCGAACCACAGGAAGGAAGGGCCCGUGGAGUACAAAGGCCUUGUGUCCAGCCCAGACGUGGUGGACGACGAGAGACAGCGCUUGGAGUGGUUCAAGGCCGGGCUGCAGCGCAUCGCGGAGUUGCCCGUGGAGAGCAUCGCUUUCCCCUACCAGAUCGGGUGCGGCUUGGCGGGCGGGCGGUGGCCCAGCUACCUUGAAGCCUUGGAGGAGUUUGCGGCCAAAGUAGAGCCGCAGGGAGUGAAGGUGAAGAUCUACAAGAUGGAGGAGGCAGCCAAGCCUUGCACAGAUUGCAAGCAGCUGGUUGCUCCUGGGACCGGCCGCACAUGGAGAUCAAAGCAGUAUUGCAAGGGAUGCUACGACAAAUAUUGAAUCAAGAGACGCUAACG